UCCAAACAUAUCUACUUUACAUGCAACUGUCUGUCUGUGUCUCUCGUCAACAUGCAAACCAGAAAAUCAUACAGAACACUUUCACCUCAUCCGGCGGCUGCCACCAAUAACAACCACCCACUGCCCCCGCUCAGCUCGGAGGAAGAAGCAUUCAUCAUGGUCAGCGCGCUUACCAAUGUCAUAACAGGUGACAUCGCGAAUACGCUUCCAUAUAUGCAGGAGACCGAAACAUGCAAAUUUUGUAACAUCAGUGGCUGCUUAGGCUGCGAUUUCUUCGGAAUUGAUGUAUGUGAGAAUGAUUAUAAAAAUAAUACGAAUAAGGGUAAGAAUGUUAACGCGGUGGUGAUGAAGAAGAAAAAAAAGAAUAAUUACAGAGGGGUGAGACAGAGGCCGUGGGGAAAAUGGGCGGCGGAGAUACGAGACCCGAGGAAGGCGGCGCGUGUAUGGCUAGGGACGUUUGAGACUGCGGAAGGGGCAGCGCGUGCUUACGAUAAAGCUGCCAUUGAGUUCAGGGGGCCAAGAGCAAAGCUCAAUUUUCCUUUUGCUGAUUACAAGUCUUCGUCUCAAAUAAAACAAGAAGAAGAAGGUCCGCGACAAAAAGAUGAGAAAAGGGAAGGAAAUUUAAGAAGAAUUGAAAUGGAAAUGGGGGAAAUUAAAGAAAACGAGUGCUUUGGAAUAAUCGGAGAUGACGAGUUUCAGAAAUGGAUGAUGGCGAUGGACAAUUAUGAUCACUCUUGUGACUUGGCUAGUGGGAUUAUUGUUAUAACAAUCUCAUCAAAGCUGCUCUCGGACAUGCAAACCAAAACACACAAGUCUCCGCUAAAUCAUCUAGACGCUACCAACAGUGAUAAUCAGACAUCGAAACGACUGCGUUUUAGCCCGGAUGAAGAAUCAUUCAUUAUGGUCAGCGCGCUCACAAAUAUUAUAACCGGAAACACAUCGUUUUUGCCGGAGACAACACGAGAGUCUAGAAUUAUUUCAACCGGUUCGACCACGAAAGCCUCCACGUCGUUUUUUCCGGAGACGACCGAGAUGUGCAAGUUUUGUAACAUUGCUGGCUGCUUAGGUUGCGAUUUUUUCGCGGUGGAAGACAAUAACAACAGCAAAAAUAAAGGCAAGAUUGUUGAUGCGGUGACGAAGAAAAAGAAGAAGAAGAAGAAGAAUUAUAGAGGGGUGAGACAGAGGCCGUGGGGAAAAUGGGCUGCGGAGAUUCGGGACCCGAGGAAGGCGGCGCGUGUAUGGCUAGGGACGUUUGAGACAGCAGAAGGGGCGGCGCGCGCAUAUGACAAAGCUGCUAUUGAGUUCAGGGGGGCAAGAGCAAAGCUCAAUUUCCCUUUUGCUGAUUACAACUUUGCGUCUCAACAGCAAAAGCAAGAAGAAACAGUAGAAUCGCGACAGGAAGAAGAAGAUAGGAAGGAAGAUGAUUUAAGGAUAAAUGGGAUGGAAAUGACAGGUGACGAUGAUUUUGAGAAAUGGAUGGUGAUGAUGGAUAGCUAGCUAUGACUAGUUCAGCUAGUAGAACUGAUAUUCAUAUUGUUUGAUUUUAUACAUAGAUAUUUUUUGUAGUGUAAUUCAGGAAUUUAUUGUUGCGGCUCGGGGGAUAGAUAUUUAAUUGAAUUUAAUAUACAAAUCAUACUUAACGUUA
Molecule: messenger RNA, 1645 nt
Organism: Daucus carota subsp. sativus
Lineage: Eukaryota; Viridiplantae; Streptophyta; Magnoliopsida; Apiales; Apiaceae
Exons: 2
Coding region: 52-1497 (481 amino acids)
Biological process (GO): ethylene-activated signaling pathway; regulation of DNA-templated transcription
Molecular function (GO): DNA binding; DNA-binding transcription factor activity
Source: RefSeq, a predicted model, not a curated record